AUGUCGGCCAAAGCCUUUGUUGAUGGACUUCUUCAAUCGCACAAAGUCGUCGUUUUCAGCAAAACCUAUUGUCCAUAUUGCCAUAAGGUAUAUUUGUAGUUAGGGAUUUUCCAAGAAACAAAUAUUCCAAAAAUUUCAGGCUAAAUCAAUUUUCGACAAUUCAUCAUUGAAAGCUGGAAGUUUGGAAUGGAUUGAAAUUGAUGAAAGAAAAGAUUGUAAUGAAAUUCAAGAUUAUUUGGGAGUUAGUUUAUUUUAUUUUUCUCUUUUCUUACCUAAUUAUUCAAAAAUGGUUUAUAUUUACAGAAAUUAACUGGUGCCAGAUCAGUUCCGCGUGUUUUCAUUGGCGGUCAAUUUAUUGGUGGAUGUGAUGAUACUGUAGCUGCACAUAAAAAUGGAAAACUCGCAAAAUUGUUGGCCGAAGCUGGAGCUGUUUAA
Caenorhabditis angaria is the source of this 435-nucleotide messenger RNA. Lineage: Eukaryota; Metazoa; Nematoda; Chromadorea; Rhabditida; Rhabditidae. The record is from the annotation of a GenBank genome assembly.